AUUUAUAGCACCACAACUUUAUUUUUAUUAAAUACUAUUUAUAAUAUUAUUACCUAAUUAAUCUUUGGAAAUUAACGUUUGGAAAACAUCAUUAUAUUUUCCUAAUAGAAGUAAUUAAUUGACACUUAUUACGUUCCAACCGAACAUAAUUUGGUAGUAUGUUUUCGUUGGGGUAGUUAAAGCUGUUCUGACAACUAAACCGCCCUUAACUGUUAAUAUAAAAGUGCAAAAAACAAACAAUUGCAUAAAUGCUAAAUAAGUGUGUCGGUCACACUUAAUGAUUAAAUCGAAGGGUUUCCUGGUAAGAGUUCGAAAUCAUCACCUCAGAUUGGACAUCUAUUGAGCAAUCUAAAGUUUAGAACAACUGGAAAACAUGGCUGCGGCGGUCAUUAUAAUAGUCCUACCUCUUUUCUUGCUCGUGGCGGUCAAAGCUGGACCUAAAAAUGACGCCUUAAGGGAGCACAAUCGGUUGAGGAGGAUGCAUGGAAGUCCCCCGCUGCAAUUGGACGCCUCUCUCUCCAAGGGUGCUGAACAAUAUGCUAGGGAGCUUAUGGCUAGAGGAGUAUUGGUGCAUUCAAGUGCUUCGGCGGCAGGACAAUUUGGUGAAAAUUUGUGCCGACAUCUUGAUCCUGUGAAAUGUGUCCAAUUUUGGUAUGAUGAAAUGCCGUCAUACAACUAUAAUAAUCCCGUGUUUAGCAUUGCUACUGGACAUUUUACUUCCGUAGUUUGGAAGAAUACAAAGAGACUGGGUUUUGGCUAUGCCCAAGACAGAAAAGGAGUCUAUUACGUGGUAGGAAGAUAUUCUCCAAAAGGGAAUGUUAAUGGAAGAUUCGCCGAAAACGUUCUGAGGCCGAUGAGAAGACGGAGAAGGAGUCUAUUACGUGGUAGGAAGAUAUUCUCCAAAAGGGAAUGUUAAUGGAAGAUUCGCAGAAAACGUUCUGAGGCCGAUGAGAGCAUAUAGGAAGGGCUGAAUUCACGGCUUCAAAGUGGACAAUUUACUUAAUUUCCAGUGCUGCGAAAAAGCUGAAAAAAUAAGCACAUUAAUAAAAACCAUUUAUUUUUGUUUUUGAAUGAAAACGGUAAUUGAAA
Molecule: messenger RNA, 1089 nt
Organism: Drosophila rhopaloa
Lineage: Eukaryota; Metazoa; Arthropoda; Insecta; Diptera; Drosophilidae
Product: Golgi-associated plant pathogenesis-related protein 1-like
Exons: 3
Coding region: 374-916 (180 amino acids)
Source: RefSeq, a predicted model, not a curated record